AUGCUGAGAGGAGGUAGGGAACAGCCUGAGGGAACUCCUCAGCCAGCCCCCCGGCACAUCUUCCAGGAGAGGCAGAGGAUCACCAGCCUCCCUUUGUACUUCCAAGGUUACCUGUCUGUCCGGCACUCAAGAUGCCAGGAAUUUAGAAUGUAUUGGACAGAACUCAGAGGAACUAUGCUCUUCUUUUAUGACGAUAAGAAAGCCCCAACAUACUCACAGAAACUGGAUAUAUCAGCUUUGACCUCAGCAACCAAUGUUUGUCCAGACGAAAGUGGCUCUGCACGGUUCAUCCUGAUGCUGCCAACUGGGGAAUUAGAACUGAAGGCUAAUGAUUGUGAAUGUGGGAAAGAAUGGAAGGGUUUUAUUCUUACUGUAACAGAGCUGUCCAUUCCACCAGAUGAGUCAUUACCACCUGAGCAACUGAGACGAAUGCAAGAAGUGCUAUACAAGGAAAAGCAUAGAAGGAAUAUGCUUAACAACUGUGCCAGCACAGCCUUGGACAGAAAGAGCCCUCCCAGCAGUACACAGACCCCUCUGCCAGCGUGCUUCUAUGCAGUGUCUCGGCAAGAAGCCGUAGAGAUGUUAGAGAAGAACCCUGCCCAUGGGAAUCUGAUCCUGCGUCCCGGCAGCGACAGCAAGAACUAUGCAAUCACUGUCCUGCACAGGCUGGAUCCCCCACACUUAAAGCACUAUAAAGUGGUGUCCAAAGGAACAAGUUACCUUAUUGAUUUAGAAAGACAGGUGACGCUCCCAAGCCUUCAGGAUGUUGUCAGUUACUUUAUGACCCAAACCCGAGGGACCCUGAAGCCGUACGUCGUCCCGACGCGCGCCGCAGAGGACCCGGUGUGCUUCUAUGCAGUGUCUCGGCAAGAAGCCGUAGAGAUGUUAGAGAAGAACCCUUCCCAUGGGAAUCUGAUCCUGCGUCCCGGCAGCGACAGCAAGAACUAUGCAAUCACUGUCCUGCACAGGCUGGAUCCCCCACACUUAAAGCACUAUAAAGUGGUGUCCAAAGGAACAAGUUACCUUAUUGAUUUAGAAAGACAGGAUGUUGUCAGUUACUUUAUGACCCAAACCCGAGGGACCCUGAAGCCGUACGUCGUCCCGACGCGCGCCGCAGAGGACCCGGUGUCCUGA
Messenger RNA from Calidris pugnax (ruff), 1134 nucleotides. RefSeq names its product signal transducing adaptor family member 1 (gene STAP1). The coding region runs from base 1 to 1134 and encodes 377 amino acids. Gene Ontology annotation, biological process: cell surface receptor protein tyrosine kinase signaling pathway; positive regulation of B cell receptor signaling pathway. The transcript is spliced from 11 exons. Lineage: Eukaryota; Metazoa; Chordata; Aves; Charadriiformes; Scolopacidae. The record is from RefSeq and is a predicted model, not a curated record. Gene Ontology annotation, molecular function: signaling adaptor activity; protein kinase binding.